Monomorium pharaonis (pharaoh ant) is the source of this 1738-nucleotide messenger RNA. RefSeq names its product palmitoyltransferase ZDHHC16-like. Gene Ontology annotation, molecular function: palmitoyltransferase activity. The record is from RefSeq and is a predicted model, not a curated record. The transcript has 6 exons. Bases 235 to 1332 code for a protein of 365 amino acids. Gene Ontology annotation, biological process: protein palmitoylation. Gene Ontology annotation, cellular component: Golgi apparatus. NCBI's taxonomy places the organism in Eukaryota, Metazoa, Arthropoda, Insecta, Hymenoptera, Formicidae.
AUCUCUUUUGAAAACAAAUAUGGCGAACAAGACUGUAUUUGCUGAUCGAUCGAAGCAGAUCGAGGUUAUCGUUUCUUGCCGCGGAAACAGUUAUCAGUUACAAUACUUUAUCGAAUGUCUUAUCAAAAUGUGCAAAGUGCGACAUGAUGAUGAGCGAACGCAUGUUCACGAGAUAUAACUCUACUAUGACAAAAUUAUGAGUACAUUUAAGUGGACUCGACGACAGAAGCGAAAAUGGCAAGGAUACAGUGGUCUUUGACGAAGGCGCCAAGUGUUCUUCGGGUUAGUUUAAAACAAAGGUGGUGGCGGCUUCAAAUCGUUUUUAAAUCGCUGUUCUACAAUGACUUUUUGAAUUGGAGCUACACAUGUGAUAUACUUAUGGAACCCAUGUUCUGGUUUGUCGAGAACUUUACUUCCUUUUUGGGUCCAGUUUUCGUUGUAAUGGUGAGUCUGCUGACUGUCAGUAUCGUAUGCAUCGCAUAUUAUGUGGGCCUACCUUGGUGGUGGGAACGAAGUCCACUGAUGACGAUAAUUUUAUUGCUAAUUGGAAACUGGCUACUGGUUAAUGUUUGCUUUCAUUAUUAUAUGGGCGUGACUGUGCCAGCUGGCAAUCCACCACAGGGUGGUCUUAUCCCAGAGGCUGUAAGCAUUUGCAAGAAGUGCAUCAAGCCAAAACCACCCAGAACACAUCAUUGCUCUGUUUGUAACAAGUGUAUCCUCAAAAUGGAUCAUCAUUGUCCAUGGUUAAACAAUUGCGUUGGCCAUUAUAAUCAUCGGCAUUUCUUCCUGUAUAUGGUUUACACCGUAGUUGGUGUUACAUUCAUUAUGAUAUUCGGUGUACGACUCGCCUAUGAGGAAUUCUAUCCUGAUCAGGAACCAGAAUUGGAUGGCCAUCCAGUACGUCUCAAUAAUUCAGAAAUAAUUCCAUUGACAGAAUCGUUGGAGCACUUGAGCAAGGAGGAGUUGGCAGAAAUAGCAAGACAAGUGGCAGAAACUGAAGCCAAAGAAUGGCGAAAAAGACUGAUAAUUUUCGCGGGUCUAAUCUGUGUCGCCACAUUUGCAGCGCUGGGUGCCCUAGCUUGGUGGCACGCAGGUCUCAUUAGUCGAGGAGAGACUAGCAUUGAGGCACAUAUCAAUAGCGCAGAAUCGAAGAAAUAUCGAGCUCAGAAUAAGUUCUAUCAGAAUCCUUACGACUUUGGACCAAAAGAGAAUUGGAGAUUGUUCUUAGGAACAAAAACUAGGAGCUGGUGGCAUAUUUUAUUCCCAUCAAUUUAUGGUCCUUACGGCGAUGGACUUACUUGGCGAACUAUUCACGAUAGCAAAAUUUCUUAAUUUCUUUUCAAAUUUUUGAGAUUCCGUAUAACAUUCAUGUCUUCUUGCAAAUUCUCUAUUCAUAUAUUUGAAUAUUCUAGUCAAAACUCCAGACUGUUUAAUUACAAUUCAAUUGAAAAGUUAUCGAAGUGGCAUAUAUAUAGUUAACUAUUUGCAAUAAUUUUCUCGAUAGACAAUAAUUGGAACAAGUCAGCUUUUUGAAAUUACAAAAUUAUUCUAACAUAGGAAAUUAACAUUACAUUUUCAAAAUAAUGAGUAGAGAAAAAUUUGCAAAUGCCACAAAUUCUUUAAUCUUUGAUUAAUUUGACUGGCUAAUUAUUUGAUAACUAACUGAUAACUAAGUUUAAUACUUGAUUUAUAGUAUUAUACAAUUUAAUAAAGAAUGUUUUUUAUAUCUUUCAUAAAA